Molecule: messenger RNA, 1779 nt
Organism: Nematolebias whitei (Rio pearlfish)
Lineage: Eukaryota; Metazoa; Chordata; Actinopteri; Cyprinodontiformes; Rivulidae
Gene: otud7a
Product: OTU deubiquitinase 7A
Exons: 3
Coding region: 1-1779 (592 amino acids)
Biological process (GO): protein K48-linked deubiquitination; protein deubiquitination involved in ubiquitin-dependent protein catabolic process; protein K11-linked deubiquitination
Cellular component (GO): nucleus; cytoplasm
Molecular function (GO): K63-linked polyubiquitin modification-dependent protein binding; DNA binding; zinc ion binding
Source: RefSeq, a predicted model, not a curated record
AUGUUCUGCUCUUCAUUUCUUCCAGCUGUUAUCCCUCUGACCGACUCUGAGCACAAGCUGCUGGCGCUCCAUUUCGCAGUGGAUCCUGGCAGAGAUUGGGAGUGGGGAAGGGAUGACAAUGAUAAUGCCAAGCUAGCCAGUCUAAUCCUGUCUCUGGAGGCCAAACUUAACCUGCUGCACAACUACAUGAAUGUAACAUGGAUCCAAAUCCCUUCUGAAACAAGGGCUCCCUUGGCUCAGCCAGAGUCUCCCACAGCCUCUGCAGGUGAGGAUGUCCAGUCUCUCGCCGAGUCCAUGGACUCAGACCGCGAGUCUGUCGGCAGCAACUCGAACGUCAAUACGGGCAAGCCCAGCAAGGAGAAGGACAAAGAAAAGCAGCGCAAAGACAAAGACAAGAGUCGAACUGAUUCUGUGGCCAACAGACUCGGAAGCUUCAGCAAAACGCUUGGCAUCAAGCUGAAGAAGAACAUGGGAGGUCUUGGGGGACUUGUGCACGGCAAGAUUAACAAGUCUAACUCUGGCUCAGGUCGUAAUGGGGACAACGGAGGGGAAAAGGCAAAGAAGAAGGAGUCCAAAGCAACUAAGGGAAGCAAGGAGGAGUCGGGCCACUCUACCAGCUCCACCUCCUCAGAGAAAGCCACCAGUCCCUCCCCUACAGACGGAGAGAGACCCUCUAGCUCCUCCCCAACAGAGAGACAGGACAGUGCAGGGAAAAACUCAGGGGAUAGGACCCUGGAAAGCUGGAGGUACAGCACAGAUGUCAAGCUCAGCCUCAACAUCCUACGGGCUGCCAUGCAGGGGGAGCGCAAGUUCAUCUUUGCAGGCCUCCUUCUCACUAGCCAUCGACACCAGUUCCACGAGGAGAUGAUCAGCUACUAUCUCACCAACGCCCAGGAGCGCUUCAGCCAAGAGCAGGAGCAGAAGAGGAAAGAGGCCGAAAAGAAGCCCCCCACCACUAACGAUGUGGCAGCGAAGAAGCCGGAACACGAGUGCACCUUCCAGAGGGAGAGGUCCGACAGUUCGCCUCCGGAGAGCUGCUCUCCCGUCCUGCCUCACCACACCUACAACAACUCACAGCCUCUGUUGGGUCUCAAGGCGCAGGGCAGAAACAGUCCCACUCCCUCAGCCAUGCUCGUUUCUGUUCCAGGCCCACCUCUCACCCCACCAAUUACCUCCCACCAUAUCUCUCACCCAGCCCCCGCGCCUUACUCCUCCCCCAGCAUUGGUGCUAAGAGACCAGGGCCUGUUCCCGUGUCUGUCCAUUACAGCCAUACGCCGCCCAUUCAGAGGCACAGCGUCAUACAUUUACAAGAUGUCAACGUGCAAUCCUCCAUCUUCCAAGAUGAGCCCUAUAAGCCCGUGGUGGGCACCCUCAAAACAUGCGCUACCUACCCCCAGCAGAACCGCACCCUCUCAUCCCAGAGUUACAGCCCAGCCCGCCUGUCGGGGGUCCGCACUGUUAACACCAUGGAAACCCUGGCCUACAACAUGCCCGGCGAACACAAGUCCCACACUUACACCAACGGAUUCAACGCGGGAGACAUUCAGGACUGCCUCGAGUUCGCUGACGAAGACAACGUGUCUCACAGCUGGCUGGGCCAAGAAAAAACCAAAGGGCGGAGCUCUGGAAGCCCUUUGUACUGCUUUCAGCAGCGCCGCUGCAAGAGGGAGAACUGCUCCUUCUACGGGAGGCCGGAGACGGACAACUACUGCUCCUACUGCUACAGGGAGGAGCUGAAACGCAGGGAGAGGGAGAGCAAAGUGCAGAGGCCUGUAUAG